Dictyostelium purpureum is the source of this 2232-nucleotide messenger RNA. RefSeq lists its product as uncharacterized. The transcript is spliced from 3 exons. Bases 1 to 2232 code for a protein of 743 amino acids. The record is from RefSeq and is a predicted model, not a curated record. Lineage: Eukaryota; Evosea; Eumycetozoa; Dictyosteliales; Dictyosteliaceae.
AUGAAAUUAAUAAUUUUAAUUUUAUUUACCAUUUUUUUAAGUUUUAGUGCAGCAUCUCAAGUAUAUACCCAAUUCGAUACCGAUGCUUGUUCCAAACAAAGUGUUUUAAAUAUUGGAGAAUGCACAUUGUUUGAAACAUGCAAUGUAAAUUUAAAAUAUGUAUAUAAUUCAUUAAUUGGUGACUAUUCACUAUUGGUUUACGAUUUAGAAGAUACUAGUUGCUUAACUUUACUUGAAAAUGCUUCUUUCGAAUGUACAGAAAAUCCAAGUAUAAUUGGUGCUGUUCUUAUUCAAUGCCAAACCCCAGUUACCUAUGUUGACUAUCAAUCAUUUUCUAUCAAGACUAACUCAGAAUGCACAGUAGAUAUUAAACUUGAUACUUGUAAUUCAAAUUGUUUAGGAAAUGUUAAGAUCUCAAAAGACGAUAUGGUUUUAGAAGGUUACUCAUACUCCAUUUAUAAUAACAACAAUUGUGAAAACGAACCAAAAACUGUCGAAAAUUUCAAAUGUUUGGCUAAUAAUAAAGAUAUUGAAUUAAAUGGUGUAACCCUUUACUGUGGAGAAAAAGAAACUCCAUCUCCAUCCCAAAAUGAAACUUCAUCUCAAAAUGAAAAUUCAUCCCAAGAUGAAACCUCAUCCCAAAGUGAAACUGCAUCCCAAAGUGAAGCCUCAUCCCAAAGUGAAGACUCAUCCCAAAGUGAAACUGCAUCCCAAAGUGAAGACUCAUCCCAAAGUGAAGACUCAUCCCAAAGUGAAGCCUCAUCCCAAAGUGAAGCCUCAUCCCAAAGUGAAACUGCAUCCCAAGAUAAAACCGCAUCCAAAGAUGAAACCUCAUCCCAAAGUGAAACCGCAUCCCAAAAUGAAACUUCAUCCCAAAAUAAAACCGCAUCCCAAAAUGAAACCUCAUCUCAAAGUUACACCUCAUCGGAAAGUGUUUCAUCAGGUUUCCCAUCAGCUGUUUUUUCAGUUGUUUUAAUUUUCUCAAAGGUCAAUAUUGAAAUCAUUAUAAAUGAAAAUAUAAAAUCAGAAGGACCCAUUAUCACUAAACUAUCUAUUAAAGACACAAUUUUAGAUAUAGAAGGUGAUAAUAUGGUUUCGGGAGGAAAGUUCUAUUUGGUUAUUAAUGAUAAACCACAAAGCAAAAAAUUUUAUAAAUUAAAAACUGAUACUUUAUUAAAGUAUGAAUUACCAGAUAAAUUUUGUGGAAGAAUUUUUGUACAAGUAAAUUCAACCAGUGGUUCAUCAAACAUUGCAAAUAUUACCCUACCUCAAGUCUAUAUUCAAUCACAAUUUCCAUUUACAAAUAACGGUUCAGUGUUAGAGUUUAGAAAGUAUUAUCUUUGUAACGAUUCAGCUCCAUUAAAAACAAUUUCAAAUGUAAUAAUAAAUUCAGAUGGCCAAAAUGCAACCAUAUCAGAUAAAAGCUGCGCAGUUAAUGGUGCAAAUAGAACCAUCCAAUGUAAAAUUAGUCCAGGAAAUGGGAAAAAAACAAUGUUUGCAACAAUUAACGGAGUUCAAGAAGUGAUUGAUUUCGAAUACGGUUCCGCAAUAGUUAAUGAUCAAAAAAUAGACAUGGCAACAAAAGAUAUUACUUUCAAAGGUUAUAACUUUGGUGGAGCCAAUACCAAUUGCAGUAUAGUGUUUUUGGAUUUCAACAAUAAUAAUAUUACAUGUAAAGCCCUGUCCAAUGAAGAAAUAACAUUCUCUGUUCCAGACUGGUAUGACCAUAGAGGAAGAAUAUCAAUUAUUAUCAAUGGUGUUGAAGGUAGAAACUAUUUUAUAAUCAGUAAAAUUAUAAAAUUUGAAAAGGAAUUAUCAUCGCUAAAAACAAAUGGUGGCUUUAUGGUCUAUAGAGGUCAAUAUUUUAACGAGAUUGAAAAGGUUGCUCCUGCCAAUAACGAACCCACUUUAAUUAAAUCCAUCAUCAAUGCAAGAUUCCAGAAUCCAUUUCACAUCUACCCCUGCGACUUUUAUAUUUCUGGCCCAAACAAAGAUCUCAUAAACGUAUCGAUCCCAUUGGGUAUUGGUAAUGGUACACUAUAUUUGUAUUUUGAUGAUUGGCUCACAAAUCAAACCCAAAUCACCUAUGAUAUUGAAUACACAGUUCCACAUGACUCUGAUGCAAUGACUGUAAAUAUUAUUUAUCCGCUUAUAAUCGUUCUUGGUUUCUUUACAAUAGUUUUUGUUUUAAUACAUAAUGUAUAUGCAUUAAGAAAAAAACUAGAUUUUUAA